This is a messenger RNA of Telopea speciosissima, 965 nucleotides long. RefSeq names its product probable xyloglucan endotransglucosylase/hydrolase protein B. The record is from RefSeq and is a predicted model, not a curated record. The transcript is spliced from 7 exons. NCBI's taxonomy places the organism in Eukaryota, Viridiplantae, Streptophyta, Magnoliopsida, Proteales, Proteaceae. Gene Ontology annotation, cellular component: apoplast; cell wall. Gene Ontology annotation, molecular function: xyloglucan:xyloglucosyl transferase activity; hydrolase activity, hydrolyzing O-glycosyl compounds. Bases 44 to 934 code for a protein of 296 amino acids. Gene Ontology annotation, biological process: xyloglucan metabolic process; cell wall biogenesis.
UCUCUCUCUCGUCACGAAUCUCGAUCGAGCAUUUGUGAGAAACAUGGCGGCUUCUUUACUUUGGUCUUUAUGUGUGUUGUGCUUCUUCUUGUUUCUCGCAACUGAAACAAUGGCAGCUGCACCCAGGAAGCCCGUGAAUGUGCCAUUUUACAGGAACUAUGUACCUACAUGGGCUUUUGAUCACAUCAAGUACUACAAUGGUGGUAAUGAGGUUCAACUCUUUCUGGAUAACUACACUGGUACUGGAUUUCAGUCCAAGGGCUCUUAUUUGUUUGGCCACUUCAGUAUGGAUAUAAAGAUGGUUCCUGGCGAUUCGGCUGGCACAGUAACUGCUUUCUAUUUAUCUUCUCAGAACUCCGAGCAUGAUGAGAUAGACUUUGAGUUCUUGGGAAAUCGAACAGGGCAGCCCUACAUUCUUCAGACGAAUGUGUUCACAGGGGGGAAAGGAGACAGAGAACAGAGGAUCUAUCUAUGGUUUGACCCAACCAAAGCCUACCAUUCCUACUCUGUUCUAUGGAACUUGUAUCAGAUAGUGUUCUUGGUGGACGAUGUACCGAUAAGGGUGUUCAAGAACUGCAAAGAUGUGGGUGUGAAAUUCCCAUUCAACCAGCCGAUGAAGAUAUACUCAAGCCUCUGGAAUGCGGACGACUGGGCCACGAGGGGAGGGCUUGAGAAGACCAACUGGUCCAAGGCCCCCUUCGUCGCCACCUACAGGAGCUUCCACGUGGACGGGUGCGAGGCGUCGGUGAACGCCAAAUACUGCGACACACAGGGGAAGAGGUGGUGGGAUCAGAGGGAAUUCCAAGAUCUGGAUUCCCUUCAGUGGCGGAGGCUCAGGUGGGUUCGCUCCAAAUACACUAUCUACAACUACUGCAGCGAUAGGGUGAGGUACCCUACCAUGUCCCCCGAGUGCACCAGAGACAGAGACGUUUGAUGACAUGAAGAAAAACUUGAAUUUUUAGAUU